AUGGACGCUGUUCCUCUCAUCGGUACCAUCCCUGCCACCGUCUCGCCUGAGCAGAAGGCGGAUCGUCUUCGUGCCUUCUGGCACAGCGGCCGCCGCAUCCUCGCUCAGCUCGAUGCCUUCACGAAGCGCUGCGACAGAAAGUACGAGGGCCCGAGCCAGAGAUGGCCUGAUCUCGACGAGACUACGCGCUUGGCCAUCCGCGAUGUUCGCCGCAAGGCCGUUGAGCGCUGUGAAAACUACAAGUACACCCGCCGUGACAUCCUUGACAAGGUGUUUGGAAAGAACAACUGGGACCCCAUCGAGACCGACAUGGUCGAGUGGCGCGAGGGCAUGGCGAAUCACGACCCCGCCCUUGACCUUAACGGCGGCAAGAUGGCUCCCGGACCUCAGCCUGCAAGACCUGCCAACGAGUCUGUGAUCUCGUAUCGUGCCGUCCGCCCCAUGCCGUCGCGCGGACGCCUCGUGUCGCGCAACGCCCACGUGUCAACUUCCAGUGGUGUCCAGCGCAAGGUCAUCGAGGUUCCAGCGGCCGCAAAGCCGUACGAGCCGAGUCCAAGCCCCUCGCUGCCUCAGUACGGCGAGGACGAGGUUCCCCUCACUGUCCAGAUGCCAGGCAUCUCAAGCCCUGCUACGGCCAGGGAGUCACCCCAGAGGCCGAGCAUCGUCGUCGGCACGUCAACGUGGUCGCAGGGUAGCCUCUGGGAAGAGAGCGACGCCGUGGUCCCCCGCACCGCUAUCAAGUCCAUCGGCAGUGACGACUCGCUCAGCUCAGACUUGACUGCAUAG
Messenger RNA from Vanrija pseudolonga, 786 nucleotides. RefSeq lists its product as uncharacterized. The transcript is spliced from 2 exons. Lineage: Eukaryota; Fungi; Basidiomycota; Tremellomycetes; Trichosporonales; Trichosporonaceae. The coding region runs from base 1 to 786 and encodes 261 amino acids. The record is from RefSeq and is a predicted model, not a curated record.